Fraxinus pennsylvanica is the source of this 591-nucleotide messenger RNA. NCBI's taxonomy places the organism in Eukaryota, Viridiplantae, Streptophyta, Magnoliopsida, Lamiales, Oleaceae. The record is from the annotation of a GenBank genome assembly.
AUGAUGCGAGUUUUGGACAUAAUGGAUGGAUACAAUUGGCGACCCCCAGAUUUCAACUCCCCGGCACUUCAAGAAAUAUGGGCUGAACUUCCUUCUGUUUCUAGAAUCUUCAGCAGGCAGAAUGACCGAAUUAUUUGGGCUGCCACCUCUUGUGGAAAGUUCUCCACCAAAAAAAAACUGCCUGGGAGUCCAUUAGGACUAAACUCCCCAAGACACGGGGUUCUCCAUCUUGAUCAUUGUGUUCUAUGCCAAGAUGCGCAGGUUGAAACAAUUCACCACUUAUUUGUUGAUUGUGAAUAUAGUCAGCGUAUUUGGGUGCAUAUCUUAGGGAAGAACAGGCUGAAAUUCCCGAGGGUGCUUAACUGGGGACAGGCCAAACAUUGGUUUUGUGCUCACUUCAGGGGAAAUGAUUUAGUUGGUCGUAUUCGAGCUGAAUUAAAGAUUCCAGCAGUAACCUAUCACAAGUGGGAACCUCCUCCUUUGGGUACUGUUGCUGUAAACUGUGACGGCUCGUUGAGAAAUAGACUUGGAGUCUCUGGUUAUGUACUAAGAAAGAAUUUUAUGAAUGUGCUACAGGAGAAAUCGAAUUAA